Molecule: messenger RNA, 1939 nt
Organism: Coregonus sp. 'balchen'
Lineage: Eukaryota; Metazoa; Chordata; Actinopteri; Salmoniformes; Salmonidae
Source: the annotation of a GenBank genome assembly
CUGUCAGACAGCUUCCAUGACCAGCUCCUGGAGGACAGUCGGUUCCUCAGGGCAGACCGUCGACUGGACACAGAACUAGUGGAUAAACUCAUCCUGCAGCUCAACAGGAUCUACCCACAGAUCCUCACAGACAAGGAGGCCACCAAAGUGAGUAUCUUCCUCUGGACAAAUUAUUUUGACCCAAGGUAAUUUGUAACUUCCACACGCAGAGCUCUUUGCUCUAAGAGAUGUGACCUACUGAAAUGUAGCGUAUGACUGCUUGUCAGCCGUGGUUUCAAGCCGCACUUUGAGUAGAAUACUGUAGAUGUAACAAUCAAAGCAUCUGUUUCAUUUCCAGACUCUGUUGAACAGACCACUUGAACAUGCAGUUAGUUUCAGUCCCAGAACGUGCAGUUAGUCAGUUAGUAGCCUCUCGUGAUAGACUGUAACAAAGAUGUUCAAAUUGAGUAACAGGCUAGUGUGCACAGGGCAUUUGUUUCUGGAUUCCAAAGGUAAUCACUUAGAUUCUGAGAUCUGUGUGUAGAAUACCUCUAUCUGGAAUUCUGAAUAUGACAUGAUGAUCCAGUUUAGGGACCUUGAUGUGCCCACCUGCAUCCGACUGGCCGAGCUCCUGGGUCACCUGCAGGGGAAAGGUGAAGAGGCCUGCCGGGAGUUCUACCGGGCGCUUCACCUGCAUGUGGAAGAGGUGUACUUCAGCCUACCAACACGCCUCCGCCUCAGAGGUUAGUCCCUCUGCCCCGACAGUCAGUCACUGGAGAGCUGAGAUUUGCUCUCAUUAUUAUUCACAUUCAAAUGUUUUUGUACACUACCAAUGGUAUAUUUGGAUCUAAAAACCUGCAUGAAUGUAUUUUCACUGAGGUUGUCAAAAUCACUGACAUUUUGUAAUCCCUUUCCCAGAUUCUAUAGACCCGUUCACGAUUGCAGCCUCACCCACCCAGCAGAGAUAUGUGCUGAACGACAGAGGUAAGCAUACACACAGAAUGUUGAAACUCUGUCACACAUACAAACACAUGUACUGUAAACACACAUGCCUUUUACAGUACAUACCUUUCGUUCUCGCAAACGGUCUCCUGUUCUCUCUUCUCUCUCUCUAGGUCCUCUGUUCUUCCUGAGUUGUUUCAGUGUUGCAGUGGGGAUGGCUCUACUGUAUUACUAUGGCGGUGAGUACAAUACGUCCCUUCCACCUUUCUUUUCUUUCCCACAGAAAAAAUAUUAGCAUGAAAACCAGAAAUCAUUGCUGUACAGCUUUUCUGUACCAAGCUAAGCCUAACAUUGCAUCUUCAUGUUAUGCCACAAAUCAAACUACACAUCGAACUUGAUUUAAAGUGUAUUUAAAAUCGCAACACACUUUAUAGUAUAACAAACAAGAAGCAGUGAACGGAAGAAAUAAAAGCACAUGAAACUCAAUGGAUUUAAAAACCUCUAUGGAAUCUGCCUCUCUUACUUGACUGGGCAAGCUAUUCCAUAACUAUGGGGCUUUGAUAAAGAACGCACAGACCAAAUCAUGUAUUCAGUUUCCAUUAGGUUGAAGUUGUCAGUGCUAUCAUGCUUAAUUGUUAGAGAAUAAAACAAAGUGUAAACUGUCCAUGUGUUGUCCUACAGAGGCCAAAGUAACAGGGGGAAGCAGGGCUCUUGGCAUGGCUGCUCUUGGACUGGGCCGACGAGCCAGAGAGGUUCUCAUAUGGUACACUGAAGACCCCAUCAGGAAUUAGUCUGUGUGUCUCCACUACCACAGCAAAACAAGCACUCCAAAGGUGCUUCCGGACAUUCAUAACACACUACACCCUUUUCACAUUACCAUGCCAACCUGAUCCAAACUGUGCUGGUUAGAGCAACUAUGAACUAUGAACUUUCAUUGUCCUCAUAAUGGUUAGAUAUUAGACAUGCCUCUUCUCUGAUGAAAGGGACUAUUAUCACACUAAAGCUCUGUUACUGAACA